AUGGGCAAUAAAUUCGCAGUAAAACGCACAAGAAAGUUCGGAAAAAAGAGGUCCCGUGAAUUGGUCAAUUUGGGUAUAUGCAAUGGAGCAAAAAAUAUCGUUCGUUAUUUUGGAAGCUUCUACACAAUAGAUCCCUUUGGAAAUUGCAUGCAAAACUCUCUAUUUGAACAUUACCAAUACAAUUUGAGGUGCUUUAUAAGAACAAAAAAAGCAACUUUGGAGAAAAAUAAACUUGUGGAAGAUGGGCACAAAGAACAGAUCCCAGGAACUAGGACAAAAAGCGAAAACAAUGCACAUAAUUUGAACACAGAGGACCACAAAAAUGUGAUUGAAAUACCAGAUGAUUCAAUAUUUCAAGAGGAUAUUGGGAAUCAACCGCAAACUUGUCCUCGAAAAGAUACCAAUUCUCAUAUCUCAACAACUGUUAGAUACACGUUCAAAAGUAAUGUUACGAAUGUUUCAAACAUUUCCGAUAUCCUGAUUUACGUAUUAAGGAAUGUAGCGAUAGGAAUUAAUGAAAUGCACUCAAGAGGAUUAGUCCACAGAGAUUUGAAACCAGACAACAUCUUGAUUGAUAAUGAAAAUAACCCAAAGGAAGUGAAAAUUUGCGAUUUUGGAUCGUCAAAGAGAAUUGUGAGAGCUGGCAAAUAUUUUGAUGAACCGAGAAAUUUUUCAACUCCUUACAUUUGUUCAAGAUGGUAUAGAGCACCUGAGUUACUGUUAGGUUCAAUCUCAUACGGGUCGUCUGUGGAUAACUGGUCAUUUGGGUGUAUUUGUGCGGAGUUGUUACUUCUUAAGCCAUUUUCAGAUGCACAUCAAUUACUCACUCUGAUGGAUAUACUUGGAACUCCAAACAUAAGAUUUAUUCAAAAUGAUUCCGAAGAUUGGGAUUGUAGUACUUUAGUGUACCUGGAAAAUAACGUUGUAGAGACGCAAGUUGGAACAUUUAUUCAGUCUGUAUCAAUCAGAAGGGGCUUUAAACACUAUUUUAGAUAA
Theileria equi strain WA is the source of this 996-nucleotide messenger RNA. RefSeq names its product protein kinase domain-containing protein. The record is from RefSeq and is a predicted model, not a curated record. Gene Ontology annotation, cellular component: cytoplasm; nucleus. Lineage: Eukaryota; Apicomplexa; Aconoidasida; Piroplasmida; Theileriidae. Gene Ontology annotation, biological process: intracellular signal transduction; protein phosphorylation. The coding region runs from base 1 to 996 and encodes 331 amino acids. The transcript is spliced from 8 exons. Gene Ontology annotation, molecular function: ATP binding; protein serine/threonine kinase activity.